UCUGGAUUCAACUUCAACUGAUUCGUUAACUAUAACCCGAGGACUCAUCAUGGUAGAUGAGGGUGUCGUCGUGCCGUUGGUGGGCGCCUUACAAGCCUGCGUCUCCGUUCUGCUGACCAUGAGCUACGGGGUCGCAGCGCAAAGGUUUCGAUUGAUUCAAGAGUCCUCGAUCAAUGAUAUGGCUGGACUGGGGGUCAAGUUGUUUCUCCCAGCUUUAAUCAUUAUCAAUCUAGGCGAACAGCUGCAACUUGGAAAUGCGUUGAACUACAUCCCCGUUCUCAUUUGGUCCAUUCUCUACACGUGUGCCUCAAUCGGCCUGGCAUAUUUCGUCUCUAGGGGAUUGAAGCUCCCGCGCUGGGUGACGCCUGCCUGCGCAUUCAACAACACGACCUCGCUGCCGCUCCUCUUGUUGCAAUCGCUGGAAAGCGUGGGGAGUCUAAAACCGAUUAUUAAAGACGGUGAUACCGAGUCCGAAGCUAUCUCUCGUGCCCAAAGCUACUUUCUUCUCUGCGCUGUAGUUAGUAAAACGAUCGGUUACGCCGUUGGUCCCAAGCUACUUCAGGACGGUAACGAGUCAUCCACCAAUCCAGAGAAUCAAGAAGCAGACGACACCAAUCCUGAAACACAAAAUGGCACCACUGGACACGGUCAUGUCGAUGAGGAAACAUCCCUUCUUCCACAGCGAGCGCAAAAAGCCCGCCGCAACAUUUCAAACAGCAUCCGGCACGGAACCCAGCGCAUUUCAUCUAUGUUACCCAAGCGCAUCCGACAGAGGCUUAUGGCCCCAUUUGAGUCCCCGUUCGCCGAUGUGGCGAUCGCAUGCACCGUUAUCGGUGUGGUUUUAGGUCUGGUGCCGCAGUUGCAUAAAGCAUUCUUCAACAAAUACGAGGACGGCGGGAUUUUCAACGCUUGGCUGACGUCGAGUGUUAAGAACAUUGGCAAGUUGUUCACGACGUUCCAGAUCUUUGUGGUGGGGUGUAAGCUGGGCGUUAGCUUCGAGAAGAUGAAAACUAGCGGUGAUUCGGGGCGAAUGCCUCUGAAGGCGAUUGGGACAAUCUUUCUCGUUCGUUUGGUGAUAUGGCCAGCACUUAGCAUAGCCGUUGUGUAUGGCUUGGCUAAGAAGACCAAUAUUGUGUUGACUGAUCCUAUCCUAUGGUUCAGUUUGAUGCUCAUGCCGGCUGGACCCCCAGCGUUGGUCAUAUCCGGACUGGCUGAGUUGGCUCAGAUUUCGGAACUGGAGAAGAUGGCUAUUGCCAAAUCGUUGACUGCGAUGUACGUGUUAUCGCCAUUUGUAUGCUUCAGCAUCACGGGCGCUCUGAAAGCGUCUCAAGCGGCACUGGAGCAGAGGAACUCCGCAUAAACACGGUGCUUUGGGAUUGUAUAUAAAGUCUAGAAUUAUGUAUAUAUAUAAGAGAUAUAAACAUUAUUAUAGACCGGUUAAA
This is a messenger RNA of Aspergillus caelatus, 1442 nucleotides long. Its product is annotated as Auxin Efflux Carrier superfamily. NCBI's taxonomy places the organism in Eukaryota, Fungi, Ascomycota, Eurotiomycetes, Eurotiales, Aspergillaceae. Gene Ontology annotation, cellular component: endoplasmic reticulum; membrane. The record is from RefSeq and is a predicted model, not a curated record. The transcript has 4 exons. The coding region runs from base 50 to 1360 and encodes 436 amino acids. Gene Ontology annotation, biological process: transmembrane transport.